AUGGACGUCACUCAGUGUGAAUAUGGAGAUUUUACAGACGGAAAUUUUACCUACUUGCUGGCAACAUUUGAGUUUCAGCGUAACAUGCAUUUCCACGUACUUACCAGCUACAUACCAAGUUCACUCGUCGUUGUCGUAUCCUGGGUUUCUUUCUGGCUUGACGUCAAAGCAGCUCCUGCUCGAGUCGCGCUCGGUGUGACGUCACUGUUGACAUUAGCGACCCAGAUGGUUCAGUCACACUUGUCCCUGCCACCUGUCUCCUACGUCAAGGCUUUAGAUGUUUGGAUGUUCUUUUGUCUCUUCAUGGUAUUUUCAUCCCUAAUGGAAUAUGCAUGCGCCUAUACGUUAGCAAUUACUUCAUCUAACAAAAAACCAUCUCAGCCAGGUUUCAAUCGGAUGGGAUUUCAAAUUAAAAGAAAUGUGAUUUUUCAUGCCUCAAACACUAAAGUUAAAGAUAUUACGGAAGUAGCUACUGGACAAGAAGUUGAACACGCGCCAAAAUCUUCUACUAAACAUUCCCGGGAAAAUACUAUUCCUUCUCUGCAGCCCAGCUACGUGUCUACAACAAUUAUUGAUUACAUUUCUAGAAUACUUUUUCCUUUUUCAUUUGGAGUGUUUUUAAUAGUUUAUUGGUCGAUUUAUGCAUAAGAUUAGUCAAAGAAACAAUUUGGAUAGUUAUUUUUUUUCUCAAUUAAUUGUAGACACAAUUAAAGUUUACAUCUUUAAUUAUUGUUGCACCAACCAAGAGUUAUCGAAACAAAUACUAACAAUAGUUCCUUUAUCCGGCCAAUUCGGUCUUUUAGGAUUACAUAUUUCUUGGGUAGGACGAAGAUUGCAAAUGUU
Messenger RNA from Limulus polyphemus (Atlantic horseshoe crab), 843 nucleotides. RefSeq names its product glycine receptor subunit alpha-4-like. Bases 1 to 648 code for a protein of 215 amino acids. Gene Ontology annotation, molecular function: chloride channel activity; transmembrane signaling receptor activity; neurotransmitter receptor activity. Gene Ontology annotation, biological process: regulation of membrane potential; signal transduction; nervous system process. Gene Ontology annotation, cellular component: membrane; synapse; neuron projection. NCBI's taxonomy places the organism in Eukaryota, Metazoa, Arthropoda, Merostomata, Xiphosura, Limulidae. The transcript has 3 exons. The record is from RefSeq and is a predicted model, not a curated record.